CGUUCUCAACGUCUACAGUGUAGCGUCAGCUUCUCUGGUAGGAGCUCAUAUUUCUAUCGUCGCUGGUCGUGCUAGCGUCCGUACAGAAGUCUCUCUUGUUGCUCUUUCGCUUGCCAGGUGGUCAGCGGUGUCAUUGGCGUCAGCAUUUGCUGUCUUACAGAGAAAACUGCGACUAGUCGAAUAAUCACAAGAUCGCUAUGAGUGACGUGGAAGAAGUCGAACUUUCAACUGACGAAGAGAUUGAAGUGGAAGAAGAGAUUGAAAUUGAAGAAGAGAUUGAAGUGGAAGUGGAUGUAGAUGAUGAUGAAGAUGAUGAUGGACUAGAAGAGGAGGAGAGCAUGUCUGCUAGACAUGCAGUUACUGAACCAUCAGAACCAAUGCCCUCUUCGUCGUCUCAUGAUCGAUACAGAUCUACAAGGACUUACCAAGAGGAAGAUGAGGAGGAUGAAAACGACCUUGAUGAGGAGGCAGCUACGAGUAAACAUGAUGAAUUGCAUAAGAGAAACACUGAACUAGAGAGAAAGCUUGAAAGAUUGCAACACUCUUUGACAGAGGAAGAAGGUGCUAAGGAUGAUUUGGAAACUGACAGACGGAGGUUGGAGUUGGAAAAUGAAGACCAUAGGGAACAACUAAGGGGGCACAAGAGUCGAGAACGAGAUUUACAAGAUGAAUUGGAGAGAGAGAAAAAGUCAAGAAUGACACUUGAACGUCGGACACAAGAUUUAAUAAUGCAAGUUGAAGACCUUGAAGAGAGAUUGAAUUCUGAUGAUGCUCCUGCUGGUUCUGGCAUGCUGCAGGCUGAGAAGAAGAAGGUAGAAGCAAAGAUGAACCAACUUAGACAGCAGAUGCACUCACAAGAGGAGGAGCAUGAGCAGGCCAUAACUGCCCAGAAGAAAAAGCAACAGAUGGCAAUGCAGGAGCUGGAAGAUCGGCUAAGUCAGCUGCAGAAAGCCAAGACAAGAAUAGAAAAAGAGAGACAAGCAUUACUAAAUGAGAAUGAAGAUCUUCAUGAGACUGUGGAGCAGUUGACCAAAGCUAAAGCUGCUUCAGACAAGCAACUCCAUCAAUUGGAGGCUCAUCUUGCUGAUUCUCAUUCUAAACACGAAGAUAAGGAGAAGAAGUUAACCUACACAGAAAGUGAAAAGGGCAAGCUGACUAGUGACUUGCAAGAUGCCAAGGCUUUAGUGGAGGAAACUGAUGCCAAGCUGAAAGCUCUGACAAAGUCACAUAAAAGUCUUCAGUUGGCUCAUGACGAGUUGAAGACAUCAUUGGCUACUGAGCAGGCUGCUAGAGGUGAUUUGAGUGGAAAGCUAAAAGCAGCCCAACAAGAAGUUGCAGCACUAAAGGAACAACUAGAUGAAGAAGAGACUGGAAAGACAGAACUGCAGCGAAACUAUGCAAAGGCUUCUACAGAAGCAUCACAGUAUAAAAGUAAACUGGAGGGUGAAGCAAAAGAAACUAUUCAAGAAUUGGAAGAAUCAAGGAAGAAGUUGCAAUUCAGAAUUUCUGAAAUGGAAGAGGAAGUAAAGGGAAUGCAAACAAAAGCAAUGAACUCUGAGAAAUCUAAGAAUCGUCUGGCAGCGGAAGUAGAAGAUCUUGCACAGGAACUUGAAGCUGCUCAAGUUGCAAGUGCUGCUCUAGAUAAGAAGGCAAGAAAAGUUGAGCAAGUAGCAGCUGAAUGGAAAGUGAAGGCAGAAAGCACAACCUCAGAACUGGAGGACACAAGCAGGGAAUUGAAGAGUCUCCAGGCUGAACACAACAAAGUUAAAUUGCAGUUGGCUGAAGCCACGACUGAUCUAGAGUCUGUACGUCGGGAAUUAAAGCAGAAGCUGAAUGAAAUUCAAGACUUGAAUGAGAGUGUUGCUGAUUUGUCAAAACAACUUGCGGACACAGAAAAGGCCAGAAAGAAGAUAGACAUGGAAAAGAAUGAAUUAGCAGCACAGUUAGAGGAUGCGGAAGCUACUCUUGAGGGAGAAGAAGCCAAAGUGCUGCAAGCUCAAGUUGAAAAUCAACAGCUGCAGCAGCAGAUGGCAAAGAAACUCGGAGAGAGAGAUGAAGAAAUAGAGGAGUUAAAGAAAACACAUGGACGAGCUCUAGAUGCAGCACAAGAGAAGGCUGAACUGGAAGCAAAGUCCAAGCAAGAGCAGUCUAGGCAAAGGAAAAAGGCGGAAGCUGAGUUGGCAGAGCUUGAAACAAGAUUAGCUGAAGAGCAGAAGAAUGCAGAAGAUCUUGGGAAACAAGUGAAGAAGCUUCAAGGUGUUAACAAGGAUCUACAGCAGCUGUAUGAUGACGAGACACACGCUCUAGAAGAUGAAAGAGCUACCGUUGCCCGACAAGAUAAGCGAAUUCAUGAAUUAGCAGCUGAGCUAGAUGAAUUGAAGUCAACGUUUGAAUCGGUCGAGAGGACUCGGCGUCAGUUAGAAAGUGAUCACGGGGAAGCUCAAGAACGUGCAUCUGAACUAGCCCAAACACACGGCCAGGUGUCAGCAGCAAAGAGGAAAGUUGAGCAGGAAUUAGUGACAUUGCGUGAUGAAUUGGAAGAAGCUCAUGCUGAUGCCAAAAGCAAUGAGGAAAAAUAUCGUAAAGAGCAUGAACUUGCUACACGUUUGGAGGCUGAUCUAGACAAGGAACGCAAAGCUGGGAAGGCUUUAGAGAAAACUCGACAAGCACUUGACCGACAGCUGAAGGAUAUGCAAGCAAGAGUUGAAGAAAUAGAGGAGUCAGUGAGUAGGGAAUCAAAGAAAGUUGCAGCAAAACUGGAGGCCGAGAUCAGUGAUUUGAAACGUGAGCUUGACAAUUCUGAGAAAGCUAGAAAUGAUGUUAGCAAGAACACCAAAAAAGUGGAAAGGCGCAUGAAAGAAGUGAAUUUCAAUUUAGAUGAAGAGCGUCGAAAUAGUCAAACUCUUCAAGAACAGCUGGACAAGACCAAUGCUCGCAACAAGUCAAUGAAACGAAACAUGGAUGAACUGGAAGAGCAACUAGAGUCGAUGAAGGCCAAGAAUCGUACCAUAAGCCACGACUUGGAAGAGGCUCUAGAAAAGCUAGAGAGUGCCGAGUCCCAGCUAGUCCGACGAGCGGCUUCUACGAAACGUCAAGGUGGAGCACGUUCUCGUCGUGUUAGUGAACCUGUUGAGGAAAUUACUACCUAAACCAGAUUUGCUCAACUAAACAGCAACUUGAUGAAGAUGAUGAUGUAAGCUACUUGUCAUCUUACUCUUCAAGAUAUUCGUAGUUGUGUUGGAGACUGUGUCGUUGUGGUUCUGGCUUUUAGUUGUGAAUCUAAACUACUCUUGAUUGAGACUCGUUUGUUUUGAAGUAGGAAUCUAUAUGAAUCUAGCGGUAGUAUGCAUGAUCAAUUUCAGCAUCAGGUUUAGCAUUUCAAGAAAGUGAGUAAUAGUGAACACUGUUGUGACAUCA
Molecule: messenger RNA, 3417 nt
Organism: Corticium candelabrum
Lineage: Eukaryota; Metazoa; Porifera; Homoscleromorpha; Homosclerophorida; Plakinidae
Product: myosin heavy chain-like
Exons: 27
Coding region: 198-3149 (983 amino acids)
Cellular component (GO): myosin filament; cytoplasm; myosin II complex
Molecular function (GO): actin filament binding; microfilament motor activity
Source: RefSeq, a predicted model, not a curated record